Molecule: messenger RNA, 5966 nt
Organism: Corythoichthys intestinalis (scribbled pipefish)
Lineage: Eukaryota; Metazoa; Chordata; Actinopteri; Syngnathiformes; Syngnathidae
Product: NACHT, LRR and PYD domains-containing protein 3-like
Exons: 9
Coding region: 2323-5478 (1051 amino acids)
Biological process (GO): intracellular signal transduction
Molecular function (GO): protein binding
Source: RefSeq, a predicted model, not a curated record
CAUAUAGGCUAUAUUUAUAUUUACCUUCAUAAAUCUUGCAUUGAUAGGAACAUAGCUAGGCUAUUUCAGUUGCUACUAUGGUUGAUUAUUUUCAGGAAUGUUGAUUUUUUUGUUGUUGUUGUUUUUUGUUUUGUUUUUUGAAACAUGCAUUUAUUAUCAAUCAAUAUGGAAUGAAUUUAUGUACCCAUAAAGAACAUCUUAUUUUGUUACGCUAACUAAUGCUCCUCAUUUGGAAUUAUUCUAAUAGAUUUACAGCAAAUAAACACUGAAUAAAUAGUCCUACUGCGAAUAUAUACAAUUGAUUGAUUAAUAGUGAAUUUGACAUAAUCCCACUCCUACCCUUUAAAUUACUGCAGCUGAGGUGGCACAGGUAAACCACACAGUAAAACGUAGCCAGCCAGAGCUACAAUAGUGCUGACUGUAGACACAGGCGCAAUCAGAACAUUUUUAUGUGAUUCCAAAAUGGUGAAGAAAAUGAUUUUGGGGUGAACAAGGCACUGUUGAAACAAGUCCUGGGUCCAAAGGCAGUGGGUGAUGUGCUCAAGAUUUUAACGUCACCCAUCCCAUUCUCCAUACAGACCGAUGCCUCGAAUAAAUUGAGCAGGAAGAUGUUUCCCCUUGCUGUCCAGUACUUCAGUCCAGAGUCUGAGCUAACCAACAAAAUGCUGGACUUCAUAGAGAAUGCAGACGACUCAGCUGCUGGAAUUGUAGCUCUCCUGGAACAUUCCCAUAAGAAAUUUGGUUUGUCAAUGGAUCACGUGACCGGAUUCAGUGCCGACAACACAAAUGUUAAUUACGAUAUUCACAACUUUGUUUUCACUAACCCGCAGAAAAAAAAAAAAACAAUCUGCUGCAAGGAAACUGCCAUGCCCACAGAGUGCACAAUACAGUUUUUUCAUCUAAAAAUAGAUACAUUUCUAUGCAUUUUAGGAGUUUUGGGGAUGCUCCCUUUUUUUCGCCUGUAAGGCUUUGGGCGCGAGUGGGGCGUCCCUUAUUUCUAUUUCUGAAAGGUGGCAACCCUAUCCACAGGCGGGUUAUUUGCAGCGACGCUGCUGCAAGGAGUUGGAGUUCAAGGGAAAGAUCUAUAAUGCUUCCACCAAACUGCUGGCUAUUGGAACCGGGCCGCUCUGGGCUCGUAUAGUGCUGACGUUAUGGACUCCCUAGGUGCUAGCUAGCUAGCUGUUCUGAAGGAGAGCCGGACACUCCUGAUGCACAGUAUCCUCCUAAUCCCGGCAAAAGGUAUGGAAUCGGCAGUCUCGUUGGAUGUUUCCUCAGAUGUUUUAAACACAAUCAUGUGGCUCUAUUCAUUUUUCUGACGUGAAUUAAAAUGCUUGUCACUAGUACACGUCCAACCCGCUGUUUACCAGCAUGUGCGUUUUUUUCAUGGAUGACUAGAAAGCACUCCCAACUGAGUACAGACCCACACUAUGGAAACUCUUCGUAGACGACAUUCUGAAAAAGGAAAAAAAUGGACAUAGACAAAGACUCACAGACCACCUCAACACCAUAGACACCACUGGCAGCAUCAAAUUCAUCCAAGAAGAGAGAACAGAUCAAUCCAUAGCUUUUUUGGACAUACUGUAAAAAAUCCACAAUGACAACAGAGACAUCAAAAUGAAAGUACACAGGAAACCCACACUCACUGACCAAUACCUCCUAUGGACAUCUGAACACCCCACUAGCCACAAGCUGUCAGUAGUCAGAACAUUACGCAUGACAAAAAUCACAGAUCCAGAUGAGAGAACACAGAAGAAUAGCACAUACAACACUCGCUGAAAAGGUGUCAGUAUCCACAGUGGGCAUAAGCAAAAGGUGCAGGAGCGUUUAAAACAACACAACAUAGGGGGACAAACAAAACAAACACUUGGUGACGUUGCCGUAUGUGAGAGGAGUCAUGGAACGUAUCCAAAGAGACAUGAAAAAAUACAACGUAAACACACCGGUCAAAUCACACACAACACUUUGCUAGAUAUUGGUCCAUCCAAAGGACUUGGUGGACUUGAUCAACUUGUCAAGAGUCACGAAUCUGCUUUGGACAAGGUGAUGAUGCUGGAAAUUUUUUUUGGUGCUGUUCCAGUGAGAUUUACAAAGUUGAACUAAUUAAUUAUUUUUUUCAAGGUUUUUAUCUGAGUUUGUUGUACAUUAUAAAAUGUCUGAGUGAGUGCUCGUCCGAGACUGGUGAUUCCAUACUUUUUGCUAGGGGUUGUAUAAUGUUGGUUGUAGGUCUGUUGAUUGUAUGAGUUUUCAAAUCAUAAUUUCAAAAAAUGUAGGCCGAUAUGAAUUUAAAUUAGCAAUAACUAAGAAUCAAAAUGAGGGAAAUAAAUGCUUACAUUUUGCCAUAAGGAUAUUAUUGUGGUUAAAUGCAUGAUGUUAAGACACACCCAGCAUGCCCCGUCGACGACAACGAGCACUGAGACAAGUUGUCUCUCAAGCGCACUGGGAGAGACGACGCGACAAGGCCUAGGUACCCCAUUGAUGCUUACUAUUAUACAGGCAGGAAGAAUGGCUCUGGACAGUGAGCGGAAGGAGCUGCUGUUGAAAACGCUGUUGGAGCUGGGGAAAGACGACUUUGAGUCCUUCAAGUUCUACACGGACCUGCCUCAAAGCGUACGUGAAAACCCCAGCCGGGUGUACAUUGCUGACGAGUUGAUGAAGAAGCACGGGAAGAACGCUCUGGAGGAGACCAUCAAGAUUCUGGAGAAGAUCAGUAACAAGAACUUGGCCGAGAUGUUGCGUCGCAACAUGCUGGAAAUAAAAGGUGCCGUCUUCUCCGUUCAUGAUGAUGAUGAUCAGAUUUCCAGAUUGAAGGCUGACCUGCAAGGCAACCUGCGGUGUUUGUACAGUUUUGUCCCAGAGGGCAAUACCGAGCGCUGGAAGCAGCAGCCUUUGGCAGACAUCUACACGGAGCUGGAGGUCAGCUACGGGGCCGACGUCCGCCCCGACGAGCAGCACGAAAUCCUUCAGAUGGAGACGUGCGCAACGGCCAAAGAGUCUAUCCUGCCAUGCGACAUCUUCAAAAGCCCCGAUGGGAAGCAUCGACCGAUACGCUCGCUGCUCACUGUCGGCUUCGCGGGAAUCGGAAAAACCUUCCUGGUUCAAAAGUUUGUGUGUGACUGGGCCAGCGGGAAUACCAAUCAGGAUGUGCACUUCAUAUUUCCCUUCACCUUCCGGGAAUUGAACGCAGACAAAGGGAAAAGCUUUACGCUGGCCGAGCUAAUCCGACGCUACGUCUGUGAGAGCAGGCACAUGAGCGAGGAGACGCUGAACAAAAUAUUUGCCGACCUGCAGACAUCUGGAAAGCGGGACUACGAAAGCAGCGGGAUCAAGAUCUUGUUUGUCCUAGAUGGACUGGAUGAGUGCAACUUCAAAAUGGACUUGAAGAACGACACCAAAGUGGACACGGACGUGACGGAGGCCUACCCGCUGGAGGUGCUCCUGGCGCACCUCCUGAAGAGGAAUCUGCUACCCUGCGCCCGGGUUUGGAUCACUACGCGUCCCGCGACGGCCCACGAUAUCCCCUCCGAGCUCAUCGACAGCAGAACAGAAGUGAGAGGGUUCAGCGAUUCCCGAAGGCUGGAGUACUUUAGAAAAAGGUUCCCAAAUGAGGAUCACAUCAUGAAACACAUCCAGAAAUCUCGCACCAUCUUCAUCAUGUGCCACCUGCCCAUUUUCUGCUGGCUCACCGCCACAGUUCUUCAGGAUCAUUUGGACAGAGGGAAGGCGGAAAAGCUUCCGACAACCCUGACAGACAUGUACUCAGAGUAUGCGUUCAACCAACUGAAAAGGUCAGAGGAGAGACAGACGACAGAGUAUGUCUGUGUGCUAAAAGCGCUUGCAAAGCUGGCCUUUCACCACACCAUGAAUAAGCGUCAGAUCUUCUACGAGAAGGACCUGGUGGACAGCGGCUUUGAUUACGGCCAAGCUGCUAAACACUGCGGUUUGUUCACCGAGGUGUUUAAAGAGGUCCGUCCGCUUAGAAAAAACCAACAGGGCAAGAUGUUUCAGUUCGUUCAUCUGACCAUCCAGGAGUACCUGGCUGCACUGCACGUAAUGAUGAGCCUCUUCCACGAGAACAAGAACGUACUGGAUGAUUCAGAAUGGUCGCUGAAGAAAAUUGUCAGACUUUUUAAGCAGAAGACAAUCACUCAGGUACACAAGUCAGCUCUCCAGAAAGCCUCGGAGAGUGAAGGAAAUCUGGACCUGUUCCUCCGCUUCCUCUUUGGCCUUUCCUUGCCGUGCUACCAGGAACUAGUGGGGGAAGUGCUGAAGCUUCCUCCGGACUGCGUGCAAAGCAAGUCCAAGACAGUCGAGUUGAUCAAGGAAAGGAUAAAACAGAACUCUCCAGAGAAGAACGUCAACUUAUUCUACUGCCUAAAUGAGCUGAAGGACGACUCUUUGCUUAAGCACAUCCAGCAGGAACUAAAUUCAGUACGUCAGCACUGGCGCGACAUGCCAAAUGACAUGUGGUCGGCCCUGGCCUUCUUCUUACUGACAGACGACGAAACCAUGAAGUCCUUUCACCUGGGGAACUACGCCCCAUCACCUUUGGGGCUGGAGAAGUUGUUGGUGGUGGUCAAAGCUUCUCAAAUGUCAAUUCUAAGUAAAUGUAACUUGGACAAAGGCAGCUGCCAUCUACUGGCUUCCGUUCUCAGCUCUCCAUCCAACCUGAGGCAUCUGGACCUGUACUUCAAUGAUCUAUCGGACGAGGGGGUCGAGAUCCUCUCGAAUGGACUGUCUAGUCCACACUGCAUCUUACAGGUCCUCAAUCUGGAACACUGCGGGAUCACGAAGCGAGGAUGCGUUUCAUUGGCCGAGGCUCUCAAGUUAAACCCCUCCCAUCUUCAAGAGCUGGACUUGAGCUCCAAUGAUCUCUCAGACAGGGGGGUCGAGAUCCACUCGAAAGGACUGGCCUUUCCACACUGCAUCUUACAGGUCCUCAAUCUAAGUGAAUGUCGCCUGGACAAAGGGAGCUGUCACCUGCUGGCUUCCGUUCUCAGCUCUCCAUCCAACCUGACGCAUCUGGACCUGAGCGAUAACAAACUGUCGGACGAAGGGGUGGAGAUCCUGUCGAAAGGACUGGCCAGUCCGCACUGCAUAUUACAGGUCCUCAAUCUGGAACACUGCGGGAUCACGAUGCGAGGAUGCGUUUCAUUGGCCGAAGCUCUCAAACUAAACCCCUUCCGUCUCCAAGAGCUGGACCUGAGCACCAACAAUCUGACUGACGAGGGGGUCAAACACCUCUCGGAAGGACUGGCCAGCCCAUACUGCAACUUGAAACGCCUUGGGCUGUACGACUGUAGGAUUACCAAUAAAGGAUGCAUUUCAUUGGCCGAGGCUCUCAAGUUAAACCCCUCCCAUCUUCAAGAGCUGUACCUGAGGCUCAAUAAAAUAGGAGAAGAAGGAAAGAAGGUCUUAUCGGACGUCCAAGAAGAUCCCAGCUAUGGCUUGAAGACUGUCUACUUUAGCUCGUGGCGCUAAGGACGUCUGAUCCCUGGCGUCAAGAAGGGCGUCUCAUUCCAAAUGUUCAUUGCUGAGCCCAUUUUGUUCCGUCCCACGUUCUGUCCAAUGAGUUCAAUAAGUACCCUAUAUAGAGUUAACCUAUGUUUUUCGCAAAUUUUUAAAAAUGUCACAUGUACACUUGAAAUUGUUUUGUUCAUGUUGACAUCAAUGUUUUAGACGUGAUUAAUCAACAACAAUCCACAAAAAUAAAUACACUGGAAACAUUUCAUUUUGUUUUUUUUAACACUUAAAGCUACACUUGACUUUUCAGUUUUGGUCGAUUUUAGCAACGCAGAUGGACAAAAGCGGAAGUUUUUUGCCUUAAGGAAGACUGCGUUCCCCAUGAGGACCAGUGACAGCGUGGGAACUCCGCAUCUUGCCUGAUCGACACUGAAUAACACGGCGUGGCCCAUUUUGCAUUAAAAUGCCUCCGAAAAAAGUCCCGUCAAUGGAUGAAAUGGAGGAGA